GCUUGUAAUAUGAUGCUUGUAUGACUUAUUUUAUUUGUAGAGUUGUGUUCUGAUAUCUUCCCAUGAGUUCCUGAUCUUGAUCGUACAUGUUUGCGUGUAUGAUUAGUGUACGAUUGAUUCGGGGGUGUCACAAUGUUACUUUGAGCAAACGUACAUUAGCCCCCAAGUGUCAAGAAUAAUACUUUGUAUUGUGCUUGAAACUUGUUAAAAAAAUCUGAUAAUCAAGCAAAUAGGCAUUAGCCCUCAAGUGCCAAGUGUAUAACUUGUUAUGUGCUUGGGACUUCCAAAUUAUACUGCUGCUUCAUAAUAUGUCUUUCUCUUACAAGCUGAGCUGAGCAAAAAGGAAGCCCAAAUCGCCGACUUUCAAGAAAAUAUCAAAACCCAGCAAGCAGAGACCUCCAAGGCCAAAGAAGAACUGACCAGCGCUUUAAUAGCCAUGGAGAAUCUGAAUGAAACUUUGAAGAAGGAACGGGCAGACAGGGGCAUAGAAAAAUCCGCUUUACAAAAGAGAGCCGAAGACAUAGAGGCAGCCCUUAAACCGGUGGUCAAAGAACUGACCGGUUUAAAGCGGCAGAUCAAUGCCAUGACCUCUGUUGUUUUUGGAACCCGCAUUACCCACCUAGGCUCUGACAUGCGGAUGAAGCUGAAAGCUGCCUAUACACUGAUAGAGCAGUUAUAUUCCGGAGCUCAACGGGCCAUCUGCACUGCUGCGCAUAACAAACCGCCUCCAACUUUGAUAAAGGAGACCAUUGAGAAAUUGUCAAUGUUGCUUGCCCGUCUGGAUGAGUUAAAGAGAUCAGGUGCAAGGGCUGGUGCGCUGACUGCACUAAUGUGGGUGAAGGCAUGGAUACCGGAUCUUGACUCGUCGGAUAUUGGCAGAGGCUAUCCUGGCAUAAAAUAGGACGGCUCCGAGUUUAACAUUGACGAUCUUCGGAGGCUGACAAAAGAAAUGCGCCGUAUAGCGAGCAAAUUGGCCGCAGAAACAGAUCUCUCUCACUACCAGCCGGUUUAUGAUGCUGAUCACAAAAGACUUCCCGCGCCAACACAUGAUGUAGAACAUCUUACGCCGCCAAUCCGUAAGCAUACCUAUGCCCCUGAUGUUGACCCCUCAAACCUUAUAAGUGAUGAAGCUAUGUUCCAAGCCUUGAUUGGAAUCGAUUGGUCAACCAUUGACUUCCAGCCACUGGGUAGAGAGGAGGAAGACGCACCGGCACAGGACGAUCCACAGCCUUCAACUCAGCCCGGUGAUGAGUCAUGAACCGGAGGCCGGUUUAACCUGUCGCAGCCUGCCUCUCUUGCUGAAACAAUUAUUCUAUGUGGGCAUUAAAGCGCCUUGUAAUAUGCUAGUUCAAACACUUGUCUGUUAUGCCAUCGAGCAUACUUGUUUUUCUUGAUACUGAUAACUCGCCAUGCUUUUGGGAUCUAUUAUAUGCAUAA
Triticum aestivum (bread wheat) is the source of this 1437-nucleotide messenger RNA. RefSeq lists its product as uncharacterized. Lineage: Eukaryota; Viridiplantae; Streptophyta; Magnoliopsida; Poales; Poaceae. The transcript has 2 exons. Bases 437 to 901 code for a protein of 154 amino acids. The record is from RefSeq and is a predicted model, not a curated record.